Molecule: messenger RNA, 2283 nt
Organism: Ylistrum balloti
Lineage: Eukaryota; Metazoa; Mollusca; Bivalvia; Pectinida; Pectinidae
Exons: 21
Coding region: 1-2283 (760 amino acids)
Source: RefSeq, a predicted model, not a curated record
AUGGAUUCUUCCAAGCAGUCAACUCGAGUCCUUGACAGGAAAGGAUAUUCUGCAGUGAACAAGUUUGAGUUGAUGUGCCUCGAGAACCAAGCUAAAGACAAUGGUCCUGAUGAGGAGAGAACAAGGCUAUCCUUCCAGGUCCUGGAUGACCUCAUUCCAAAGCUUGGCGUUUACUCUCGUAUCUUUGCCAAGGUCAAGGAUGACCUGUUUGCAUCAGUAUACAGUGAAAAUUUGACAACUACCAAGGAUGGAAGUAUCACCCAGAUACCAUACUACACUCAAGUCCGACGUAUUUAUGAUGAACAUGAUGACAAAUUGGACAUUGUCACGGAACAGUUGGAUAUUGUUAAACAAAGGUUGUUUGAGAAGCACAAACAACUGGAGGAAAGCCAGCAGAAAGGAGCCGCACUAGAGGAACGCAUUGAAGAACUAAACCAAAGACUAGUCAUGGUGGACAGCAUGCUUACUGAUAAAACAUCGGAGAUUGUCAAAUUAGAAGAGGAACUUGCUGAGGAAUUGGAAAAGAGCUCACAGCUGCAGUCGCGGUUAGAAGGUGAUAUAGAGGAUCUCAGGGAAUCUUUAGAUGAGGCACACGCAGAUAUAGAGUACCUAUCCAGAUACAAAAAAGGCUAUGAUGAUCUGUACAAUGCAUUCCUUGAUCAACCUGAAAUGGAUGAGUUACCCAAAAAGAACCUUCGACCUGUUAUAUCAACCAGAAGAGCUAACCUGAUGACCAACAUAGAAGCUGCCCAGCGACUGGAAGAACAAAUUAUGAGUGUGAUGAACACUGCUGUAGAAGAAUUUGACAAGUUCCUGGAGGAACAUAAGGAAGAGCUCCAGAAGAUUGAGAUUCGUGAUGAUCUCACCAAUGCAGAGUUUGAGGUCCAAGAGAUGGAUAUUGAACAGGCUGACCAGGAGCUGGAGGCGAUGCAAGAGAGGUUCAGAAAUACAGUGGGGGACAUUAGUAAUGAGCUGCAGCUCCUCAAACAACAUGGCACCAUGUUGAUGGAACAGUUGCAGACUCUGGAGCAGAACAAACCCACCCUCGUAAAGAGAAACAGAGAGAGAUCCAAAUUUUCAGACACAAAUGUCCAGCCUGGUUUGGGAAAAUCUGACUCCAUUUUGUCUGUUGGUCUCCAAAAUGCGGAGGCUGAUGAGGAAGGGGAUGCUGACCCUUUUAUUCCUCAGGAGAGAGUCUUUGCCAAGUAUGCUGCCAUGCUUUACACAUCUAACAACAUGGCCAAGUCAUUUGAGGAGUUUAAGGAUGCCAAGUUCUGCUCCAGCUGUGGAGAAAAGACUGUGAUUUGCCCUCACAAAUUGCCUGGGAUUGACAAAGUCAUAGUCCUCCCACACAACACGACCCACAUCAAGAUCACACGGCCAAAGGUUCGCAUUAACAAGGAACUUAUCGACGAGAUGAUGAAGCCUCGUAGCCCAGAGCUUUCCUUUGACAUGCCUUCCACUGCUGCAUCCUAUAGUCGUCCACGUAUGGACAGCAGUGUGAUGACCAUUCAGACUCCAGCCACCUCGAGAGAGAGUCCCAGUUUAGUGGGCAGUGAGGCGCACAUGGACAGUUUUACAGGGAGGCCUCAACACACGAUGCACCGAUUGUUUGACGACUACAAGGACAGGACUCAUUUGGAGAGGAGCAUUCCACGCCCACUUUCUCUGGAACGAACCUUGUCCCAGAUGGAGCAGUUUUGGGCAUAUAUGAUCUGGACAGAUGAGAAUGGUGAUGAGAAUGACCUUCACCACUCGACCUUGGACCAUGUCUACCUCUUCAUGAGGGAGAGAUAUAUCAUAGAAGACAUCAUGUUCCUUUGUGCACAUGAUUUCUUGGCUUCAGUGGCUGAGUCUGGUACUACACACAAAACAGUGCAGGUGUUUGGUCACAUCCUUGCUGGGAACCUGGAUGGUGCUGUGUUCCGCUAUGCAAUAUUGAUGUCAGACUUCAUUCAUGCAGUGGAAUGGAAGGAGGUGGAGGACUUUCGAGCGUUUGCCUCAGUUGUCUACCCAUUCUUAGGGGUAUGUAUCAGUUGUCUACCCAUUCUUAGGGAUCCAAAUGUGACAACAAAUGAAUUGAAUGUGAACAAAGUCUUAGUGAGAGAAAGGCCGCAUAGCUCUGGUUCAGAAAAGAAAAGCCAUGAGCUACAACUGGUUCAGACUGAUGAGCCACUCAUCACGAUGAUGUCAGUCAAGAAUCUGGCCACAAAUAUUGCAAGGAGGACUAGAAUUCGACAGGAGAGAGUGGAGAACCAACAGGAUCUGGAAUGGUACAAUUAG